AUGUCCAGCCCAGAAGAGACACCGAUCAUCGAGGAGCAACGUCGUCUCUCACAAAAUGGGGUCCUGAACACAGGGUUCAUUCACACCCAGCCACCGCAGUACACGCCAUCGAAUUCAUCGCCGCUGCAGCAAACGCUGCAGCUUUUACAACAGCAAUUGGCCCAACAGCAGCAGCAAAUGGCACAGCAACAGCAACUGUUAUCACAGCUCGUGCAACAACAACAGCAGCAGCAGCAGCCACCGACCCCAUCUGCAAUUUGUGCCAAAACCGAGCAACCCAGAAGAAUGAAGGCGAUUGCGAGAAGCUACCUGUAUUGGCCAAUGAUCGACGACGAUAUUAUGAGCUACGUGGCAUCUUGUGGAUCCUGUUUGGCAGCCGCUAAAGCACCCCCUCGAGCAACACCAGCUACAUGGCCAACACCAUCAGGCGCCUGGCGUAGAGUACACGUGGACUAUGCUGAACCACUGGAAGGGUAUUACUUUUUAGUGGUGGUUGACGCUUUCUCCAAGUGGCCUGAAAUCUACAAGACUACGAGUACAACAACAUCUGCCACCAUCUCCAUGUUACGGAACAUUUUCGCUCGCUUCGGUAUGCCUGAAACGUUAGUUAGCGACAACGGUCCGCAAUUUACCAGCGCCUUGUUUGCGGAGUUUUGCAACAGCAGCGGGAUCGAGCACAUCACCACAGCACCGUUCCAUCUGCAAUCAAAUGGACAGGCGGAGCGGUUCGUCGAUACGCUGAAACGUGCACUGCGGAAGAUCCAGAGCGACGAGACGUCCCUUGAUGAGGCCCUGGAAUUGUUUCUCAUGACGUACCGAUCGACACCAAACGCGCAGUUGAGCCAGCAGAAAUAUCCAACUGAGAAAAGAAACUCGUGGAAGUGGAUACCGGGAAAGAUCGUUCGUAGCUGUGGACGCGUUAUGUAUGACGUCAUUGCGAACGAUGGACGUUUACUUCGGCGCCACAUAAACCAAAUCAGGCGUCGUGCGGUAGCCCGUGCACCUGAGGGACAUCAACUGCCGCUUGAUGUACUGUUAGAGGAAUGGUCUUCUUCUUCUUCCCGACCAGAGCCAACCCAGUCGGAGCUGGAACCAAUCCCGACCUCGACAACCGUCACGGAGGUAGGACCGACCAGCACCUGA
Messenger RNA from Anopheles arabiensis, 1143 nucleotides. RefSeq lists its product as uncharacterized. The transcript has 4 exons. Gene Ontology annotation, molecular function: nucleic acid binding. Gene Ontology annotation, biological process: DNA integration. The record is from RefSeq and is a predicted model, not a curated record. The coding region runs from base 1 to 1143 and encodes 380 amino acids. NCBI's taxonomy places the organism in Eukaryota, Metazoa, Arthropoda, Insecta, Diptera, Culicidae.